Messenger RNA from Exaiptasia diaphana, 3911 nucleotides. Its product is annotated as tyramine receptor 1. NCBI's taxonomy places the organism in Eukaryota, Metazoa, Cnidaria, Anthozoa, Actiniaria, Aiptasiidae. Gene Ontology annotation, molecular function: G protein-coupled serotonin receptor activity; neurotransmitter receptor activity. Gene Ontology annotation, cellular component: dendrite; membrane. The coding region runs from base 1073 to 2647 and encodes 524 amino acids. Gene Ontology annotation, biological process: chemical synaptic transmission; G protein-coupled receptor signaling pathway, coupled to cyclic nucleotide second messenger. The record is from RefSeq and is a predicted model, not a curated record. The transcript has 4 exons.
CAUUAGUAAUAACCAUAUAAAAAGAAUAUCAAACUUUCCUUWGGCUAAUCUCGAAAGUGUGCAAGUCAAUUCACGCAGUACUUCAGUGAACACGACACGUGUGAGAGACGAUGUUUGACUAAACAUCCGUAAAAACUAGAUAAUCAAUUGUCGAAAAAAAUUGCCUCUUACGGUUUGACAACCACUUAUAACGCCGGUAUUGUAUCAUUAAUGAUUACUGAACGCUGUUUGAGYGGUAAUUUCCUGAACUAUUAAUUUGGCGGUGGAAUGGUAAAAAACGCUUAUUCAACUGUCACUUCCCCAAGGCAAGCAAAGUGUUUUUGACGUCGUUCAACUGCCAUGGAUGUCUAAGAGCCGCUGUGCACGACGUGUGUCGCGGUCACGAUCAUUGUGCAUAGACUAUUUAUAUAAAAAAAUGUUUGCUUUAUAGAAAACCAGUUUGGACGUACCUGGUAGCUCGUUAUAUCAAUCAAUCGACAAAGAGAUUAAASGACGUACAUUAUCUUAGUGAAAUAAACUGCCUUCCUCGACAAGUGAAAGAUUUGGUGUUGGAUUUCAGCAUUUUGUUUCCAGGGGGCGACGGACACUCUUGGCAUAUAUUCUUGUGCAAACAACAAUACUUUYCUUGACAGGAAGACGUGUUGUUUUAAAUUGGAAUUUCCCCAACUUGUGGACAAACACAGACAGAGACGUUGGUUGAUGCGACUUUUCAAAGAGAUUUGUAUCGAUUAAAGGAAACGAGACAUGCAGUUUGAUAAUACAAGUAACACUUGACGUGAAUUAAAGCCRGAACAAAAGCACUUUUAGGAGAAAGAAAAGGCAAACAUUCCUGAGUUGGUGGAAGCCAAAAGACCUCUCUAUUACCUGGCUCUGUAUACACAAGACAAGGAGCUCUUAUUGCUUGUCAUCCUAAAGCAGACGCUAAAAUACUUGACAUCAGAAUAAAAUUUCAUCGAGGAGCUUUUCAGCUAACACAAGAUUGAAGACGUUAGAAUUUCAGAAAGAAACUUCGGUGCUGAUUUGAUCGAAUUUCUACUUGUGAAGUUAUCGAGAAAACGGCCACGCUUGCAACAUGAGCAAUUUAUCGAAUAAUUCGUCUCCGUUUCCUUCCAAGGAGAAGGUGUGUGGAAUUCCAGUUCAAGGAACGUUUGUUUACCUCUUGGUUYUAUUGAUAUUUGUCAUGAUCGUGACUUUUGCUGGUAAUCUAUUAGUGAUCUUUGCAGUCCUGUUCUUCCGUCGUCUCCGUUCAAUUACAAACUACUUCAUUUUCUCAUUAGCAGUAAGUGAUYUUCUGAUAUCCCUGCUAUCGUUACCGUUCAGGAUAGACCAGAACAUCCACAAUGGUCACUGGUGUCUGAGCCUGGUGGCUUGCCAAACAUGGAUCAUCKUCGAUUCMGUWUGUACCUUUGCAUCCAUGUGGAACUUAGCAAUAAUCUCGAUAGAUCGAUUUGUAGCYAUAAAACUUCCAUUCCAAUAUCAUUCUCUUAUAACGAUCAAAACAUGYGUARUCAUGAUAASUUGUGUGUGGACGUACUCAGGCAUUCUGACCAUGUUGAURUUGACAGAUAACUGGACUUGGCCAGGUMUUCCCAGGUUUGGCAUCAUUCGCGAAUGUUCCUUCCGAGAUCCUUAUUAUUCUACAGUUGCUGUGUCAUUAUCAUUUUUCACACCUUUGCUCAUAGUGCUUGUGAUGUAUGGAAUGGUCUUCGAAGUAGCGCUAAACCAGACGAGGGCCAUGGCAGCGUUGCAGAUAGACCUCGGAGGAGGACGAGGCGGGCGAAGAAGCUCAGUGAAUUUAAUACGCGAGGUGAAAGCUGCCAAAACUCUCGCCAUAGUUGUGGGUUGUUUUAUAGUUUGUUGGCUCCCGUUUAAUGUAAUAUUCCUCAUUAUACUUUGGAAUCCAAAUUUAAUCUUAAGUUUGAGCCUUGGUACGCGUCUGGGCUUAAGCUUGACGUUCAUCUACGUUCUGCCGGCUCUCAACUCUACUAUGAAUCCAGUAAUCUAUGCACUUUUCAAUCGUGAAUUUCGCUCUGCUUUUCUGAGGCUAUUCCGACGAAUCGCGGGGAAUAGAAUGGGGGCCGUUGGAUAUGGUGGAACUUUGGAUCAUUCUUCGGCAAUAAGUACAAUACGAGACGAAGCUAUCACGCGCCCAUCUAAAARCAUAAAAUUUCAAGAAUAUGACGGUGAAYAUCCAAAUAAUUCGCCGCUUCCCAYAAUUCGACAACACGGCCUUCAUUCAUACGGCAACGAUGCAUACACCGAUCACACAAAUGACGAUAACUUGAACGUGAAAAAYGACACUUAUUCGAUGGAGACAACAUUAGAAGACGACAAAAAGACAAAAGUAGAGGACACUCCYGCRAYUACGCAUAACAGUCAUGUGACUGAUGACAUCACGCAGAAURAYAUYUCCCAGAACAACUGUGACGUCAUAGAUGACGACAUUCCUGGGACGCCAAARAAGGCUAUGUCUGUAAAAUUGCCGCCAUUGCAAAGAAACGUUUCGUUGUCAGGGGAAGAAGAGAGCUAUUGUGUUCAAAGAGUAAAAUCCAAUAUAUUACCGCCCAUUGGACCUCCUCGCUUGAUUAUAGAUAGCGUGCAYGAUGAGGAGGAUGCCAAGGGGGAAGUUCACAAUACGGCUUUGUGAAACGAGAUCUACGUAAUAAGGRGAAUCUUAUGAAAGGUUAUAUAUAUAGACAUAAUAGGAACAAGAGAUGUAUUGAAAUGUUUUGGRAAUGCUUUUGAUAAUUUGCCAAUAAUUAUACCACUGCAUAAUCCAAUACACAUUCAUUUCAAUUCGCUWUUUUUCCGACGAAAACAACGACGUCACCAGUCUAAUCUCGCAGCCGUUAUGAUGGUCGUUCCCAAGUUUCUCCCUCUGAUAACGAGACUCAUAACGGAUGCGAGAAGAGACUAAGACUACAACAACAAACAGGCAGACGUCUUCACAGUUUAGGCCAGUCUGCGAUACAUUGUACUCCUCCUAAAAUUUCUCUCAUCGCUUCACAAUUCCUAUCCUAUAUUGACGCCGAUUGCUUAUUUAAACGCUUUAGGGAAAUAUCGCUUAAUGUAUCAUACAUUAUAAUAAUAAUAACUCUCGCUUAUUUUUAGAGGGUACGUAUCACGACUCCGCACAUAAUAGGAUGUAAGAGUAAGCUUUGGGAGGGGAAUACCUUCCAUGCUUUGGGCUUUGGGUUAACUUAUAAGUGAGCAAGAGAUUUGAUAUAUGUAUUUAAAUUAUUUGAAUUAAGUAAUGUUAUAUUUAAAUCGUGCACAAUAUAGAUGCAGUUGUGUAAAACUCGCCUGCGGCUCGAAUCUAUAUAUCCCGAUAAAACACGCGCUCCGACGAAGGAUUAACGUCCGAGACGUCAGUAAGUUGUUUCACCUACUUUUUUACGGUGUUAAUUUUAACUUUUUACACAACUGUUUCUUUAGAAACACCGACGCAGCUCACACUAGUUUACCGCUAGUUUCCACCAAAUUAUAGAUGAAUUAUUCUAUUUUUUUUCACAAAAGUUUCAAUUUGGGUCCACUUGCAGCCGAACACCUGCGCGAUCAUUUGUUCUGUUUUGAAAAGAUCUCUUACUGAAAGUUACUUUUUGAUUUAUUUCAAAAAUAAAAAAUAAAAUAAAAAAUCAGCGAAAAAGUUAAAGCUGGACAUUUAAACUAAAACGAUCCAUACAUUCUCCGUCGACUUUCAGUUUGUUUUACAAUGGCGCAAAGGAUUUCGUAUGUUGGUGGCCCUUCGAGCCACAAAAGCAGAAACGAUAAGUUUUAGUCGAGUGUUUUGGGUACUAUCGAAGAAUUUUUCAUUUUUCUGACACACAUGUGACCUUUCAUGGGUAAGCAUUAUGAAACUAUAUGUUAGACAGACUUUAUAGCUGGAAAUAAAAUGGCAUACAAAGAUAUUC